UAAUAAUUUUUAGCUGUUUGCUAUGCAAAAUUCGUCGCUAGUAACGUUUCUUCUUGUUCACCAUGGUGACGAAUACAUCGGCGAAGUUACAUUGAUCUUUUCUAAGAGUUGCUUUUGCAUUGUGGUUGAAGCGUCUCAAAACAAAGAACGUUUAAAACGAAGUUUGUUGUAAUUUCGAUAAAUAUAAUAAAAACAUAUAUUGUAGAACAACAAUGAAUUAACAAUAAUGAAUUAAUCUUUUAUUUUUAAAUUUUUCCGCCAAUAAUGCAACAGCUAAUACUGCACGAUUAAAGUAAAUGUUAAAAUAAGAAUAUAGGCAAGUAUUAAUAUUCAUUUGUUUAAGAAUUAUAUAAAAUCGUUUCUCGUACACGUAAAAAUGAACACAAAAGUUGUUAUGAUCGAAAUUUGAGAAUUUGUUUUGUAAAAUAUAUUGAUCCAAUUGGUGAGCAUCGAAAUUAAAUGCGCGGGAUUUAUAAUACCUCUUAAACCGUUACAAUAUUGAGCUGGGUGUUUAAAUUCAAUUAAUUAUUUAAAAGAAAGAUGAGAGUAAUUAUAAUAUUCCUGUGUAAUUGAAUCUGAUGAAUGUUUCUAAGACUUUAAUAUUCUGUUGUCUAUAAUUAUGGAUGUACAAUUGAUAAUGCAAUUACUUUAGUAGGCAAUGACAGAGCACAGGGGCACAUCUUUUUACAAUUCCUGUGUAAAAGUUCCAGUGGAUCCUUAUAGUAGACAGCCAACACCUUCUUAUGAACGUCCUAUGGUUACAAAAUGUAACAAUAACGAUAAUGCUGAUAAGAUAUGUAAAUUAAAUUUUGCAACAGAUGAUCAAUUUGUCAGUGACUCGGAGAUAUCAAAUCCUAGAGAAAUAGUCGACAACUUUCUAGAAUUUCUGGGAAGUAUACCAGAUUACGGUCAAGUCCAUCAUUUAACAAACGAACAAUUUAAACAAAAAGUAGAUUAUUUAAAGAGGAAACAAAAGUUAUUAUUAAAAAAUUUACAAAACUCACUCAAUGAUCGUAAUAAUGGAAAUGUAUCCAGAUUUUCAGUAUCAAAGUACAAUCAACGGUCAGAAACCAAAAGCAGAAAUGAUAUCAAUAACUUGAAAUUAAAUGGCAAAAAGUGUUAUUUUGUAGAAUCCAGAACAACCAGUCCUAUGCUUUUCCCUUCUGGUAAAUUUAUUGGACUUGUAGAAGAUCAAGAUCUAUUAACAAACAGAUGUAAGCAAAAAGACAAGGAAGCUAAGACAAUAUGUAAUGAAAAAAUACACUUGGCUGAUAAUAGUUGGAGGACAUGGAAUAAAUCAAAGAGCUAUGAUAGUAUAGAAAGUGAUACAGAGAGUGUGGAGACAAGAAGCUUGCCAGCUAGUAGCUCAAAGGAAUGGCAUCCUACUGUUCCUAAGCCAUUCAGUUUCACUCUGAGGGAGGAAGUGGAGAAGUACAUGGCACAUGCUGAAACAAAGGAACUGGAAUGCAAAAACGUUAAUAACAAAAAAAGUUCUUAUAGAAAACGUCAUAUAAGACCAAUUCCCCUUACAUCUAAAAUUCCACUUUAUAACAAAUUAUUAGCUGAGAAAGAAGAACGGAGUCGUAUGAUCCGCGAAGAAAGCGUCUUAAAUUUGAUGUCUCAAGUACGCCCCUUUAGGCUCGAGUGUGACCGUCGAGCCUGGAGAUCUUUAACAAGGUCUAGCCCGGAAAUUCGUAGCAAAAGCGUUAGCGCGUGUAUGAAAUUCAAGGCUAAACCUGUACCAAAGAAUCUCUUUAGUACCGACAUAUAUGACCGUAUGCUUGAAGACGAAUAUUACAGACAACUGCAGAAAAGAGUAAGGGCAGCGGAAUUAAUGAAGUCUUCUUCUUUACCUCCGUCAAUGGCAAGACGAGAACGCGUCAAGUCCGCGUGCACGCGUUUACAGAGUACAGGCAAGAAUUGUAAUGAAAGUAAUGAGAGUAAAAACUCCUCGCAACUGUCGAAUAAUACAUCAAUGCCAUUAGAAAGGUGUAGAUCAGCGAUGUCACUUUUACCACUGCGAGGAAAUAAUUUAGCAGCAAUUUUAAGAUGCCAAAUGUCUCGAGAAAAAUUAGAACGUGAAAUAAGAGAGAAAAUGGAGGCGAAACGGCGAGAGCAAGCGAUAAGAAUGAGAGAAUCUAUGAUUGGGCGAAAUCCGGUGUGGAGAGCUUUGAGGUCCGCAGCAAGACACGAACAUGAGAGAGAUCUCGAUAUUCGGACUUCUCUGCGUCGCGAUGAAGCGCUCGAACAAGCGGAGCGUCAUCGAUUGCAGAUGGAGAUGAUGUUGGAUCGCGUGACUCAAAUACCAACUCUAUUCGAACGUCACUCUCAGACUUAUCAGUCCUUCAUAAAGACGCGACAGAACGAUGGCCGGAAAUUUUCGCAACGGAAGAAAAAGAAAAAGCAACCUUGUCAAAAAUCAUGUAGCAUAGAUUCGUACAUCGAUUAUGAAAACAUUUCCAGGCCAGAUUCUGGAUCAUUGAUUAGUUCUUCUGGAACGCUCGUGUCCACGAGUCAAUCGUCGAAGUCAUCGGAUACAUCUAGAUCGCAUGCUUCUGACAAGUCUCUGACUAAAUCUCAAAGUUCAUUUUCUAAGAAGAAAGGCGAUCGUGGCCAAUUAAAAGUUUCUAUAAACGAGACGGCGGAACUAAUCGAGGAUCAAAGUGAAAACGAUACGUUACAUAAUAACGCAAGUGUUUCCAAAGACGAUCGUAAUGAACAUAAAUUCCAAAGCGACGAGCACGAUACAGAGGGAUAGUGAUCGG
Molecule: messenger RNA, 2765 nt
Organism: Colletes gigas
Lineage: Eukaryota; Metazoa; Arthropoda; Insecta; Hymenoptera; Colletidae
Product: protein FAM161A
Exons: 8
Coding region: 659-2758 (699 amino acids)
Biological process (GO): cilium organization
Cellular component (GO): cilium
Source: RefSeq, a predicted model, not a curated record